Molecule: messenger RNA, 864 nt
Organism: Penicillium nucicola
Lineage: Eukaryota; Fungi; Ascomycota; Eurotiomycetes; Eurotiales; Aspergillaceae
Product: putative mitochondrial genome maintenance protein Mgm101
Exons: 2
Coding region: 1-864 (287 amino acids)
Biological process (GO): recombinational repair; interstrand cross-link repair
Cellular component (GO): mitochondrial chromosome; mitochondrial nucleoid
Molecular function (GO): single-stranded DNA binding
Source: RefSeq, a predicted model, not a curated record
AUGUCUUCAGCUUUGCGCAUCCGCUCCUGGCGGGCAAUUGAGUCUAUUCAGCAUGCUUCGCCAAUCUCUGGCUCUCGAGGAGUCACCCGCCUCCAAUUCGGACAGCUCUCCACCCCGAUGACCAAACGGGCAAUCAGCUACAGCAACUCUCAAAAACAGACCGAGAAACCAACCACCUCUUACUCUAAGCCUUCCACCACGACUUCAACACCGAAACCCAACUCUCCGGUACCAACAAGUUCCGCAAGCCGUGUAUCGGCCCCCACCCCAAACCGCGCAACAACAGAAAACAUCUCCCACAGCGGGUUGUCCGACAAACCCCUCUUACUCGAGACCGCCCCCGAAGACAAGAUUGAUUGGACACGAUCAUUCCAUGGUCUUUCCGCUGCCCCGUUCCCCAAGGAAGCAGCCGAUAUUCUGUUGGCCGAGACAGACCCACAAGAAGUUGAGAUCAAGCCCGAUGGGAUCCUGUAUCUGCCCGAGAUCAAGUAUCGCCGCAUCUUGAACCGUGCUUUUGGCCCUGGUGGCUGGGGUCUUGUCCCCCGAAGCGAGAGCAUUGUCACGCCCAAGACCGUGACAAGAGACCUGGUCUCUGUCGCUCGCGGCGAGCAAGAUUAUUUCUCCCCCGACGGAAUCCCAACCGCAACAGAAGGCUGCCGCUCCAACGCCCUAGUACGUUGCUGCAAGGACCUCGGAAUAGCAAGCGAACUCUGGGACCCGCGCUGGAUCCGCAAGUUCAGGGCUCAGCACACUCGCGAAGUAUUCGUCGAGCACGUCGUUAACAAGAGAAAGACGAAGAUCUGGACACGCAAGGAUGACAGCGUGAGCUAUCCGUGGAAGGAGACCGGCAGUGUCAGUAAAUAG